GGGGCUUAGCCGCGCGGUGACGUCACGGGAGGCGCCCGGCGGAGGCGAAACCUCUUUUUGAAUCUAGUUGGCGGGAGUCGCGGGUGCGGUGCGAACCGUACGGCUAUGGAGUCCACCUCAGGGAGUGAGGAGAAUGAAGGAGGCGCGGCGACAGAAGAGUGCGUGAACAGAAUCCCGGUGCCGAGACCACCCUCCAUUGAGGAGUUCACCAUAGUGAAGCCCAUUAGCCGGGGUGCAUUCGGGAAAGUGUACCUGGGACAGAAAGGCGGCAAGUUGUACGCGGUGAAGGUUGUUAAAAAAGCAGACAUGAUCAAUAAAAAUAUGACUCAUCAGGUACAAGCUGAGAGAGAUGCACUGGCACUGAGCAAAAGCCCUUUCGUUGUGCAUCUGUAUUACUCUCUGCAGUCAGCAAGCAAUGUCUACUUGGUAAUGGAAUAUCUUAUAGGUGGAGAUGUCAAGUCUCUCCUACAUAUAUAUGGUUAUUUUGAUGAAGAGAUGGCUAUAAAAUAUAUUUCUGAAGUAGCAUUGGCUUUAGACUACCUGCAUAGACAUGGAAUCAUCCAUAGGGAUUUGAAACCAGAUAAUAUGCUUAUUUCCAAUGAGGGUCAUAUUAAGCUGACGGAUUUUGGCCUUUCCAAAGUCACUCUGAAUAGAGAUAUCAAUAUGAUGGAUAUUCUUACAACACCAUCAAUGGCUAAACCUAAGCAAGAUUAUUCACGAACUCCAGGACAAGUCUUAUCUCUCAUCAGUUCUUUGGGAUUUUUCACACCAGUUGGAGAAAAAGAUGAAGACUCUGCAACCAUGUUUUCAGCCCCUACGUCUGAAGCACCUCAAGGAUUAAUUUGCCCUAUGUCCACAGAUCAGAAGGAGCCUACUUCUCAUUCUAGCAGACUACUAAAGUCAUACCUUGAAAGACUUGCAUCCAAUCCAGAAAUACCUGUGAAAUGCCUGACUUCCAAUCUGCUCCAGUGCAGGAAAAGACUGGGUACCUCAAGCACUAGUAGUCAGUCUCAUACUUUCGUGUCCAGUGUGGAGUCAGAAUGCCACAGCAGUCCCAAAUGGGAACAAGACUGCCAGGAAAGUACCAAGUCAUCGGGCUGCAAGAUGAUGAGCUGGAAUGCAGUUGAAAAGCUUUAUGCAAAAUCUACAAAUGCUAUUGAGACAAAAACAGAUCUUGAAUUAGCACUUUCUCCCAUUCAUGACAGCAGUACCAUUCCUGCCAUUGGAAGCAACCAUGUGAACCUCCCUAGAAAAUGCUUUUCUGAGGACAUCUCUUGGGAAACAAAAGAACUAGAUAAAAAUAAUGAGAACAUGACCAUUGACAUGAAACAGUCUAUUUUCCAUCAAUCUAAGCAGUGGGCUAUAAAAUCUAGUGGUAUGUCUGAAGAACACCUUGGUAAAAGAAGUUAUAAAAGAAAUUUCCAAUUGGUUGACUCUAGUCCUUGUCGGGAAAUUAUACAAAGUAAGAAAAACUGUAUAGAAUAUAAGCAUAGUAAGGAAAUGAUCGAUUGCUAUGCAAAUCAAAAUACAGGCAUGACAGCUGAAGUCCAGAAUCUUAGGCUGUCAGGAUACAGAAGUCAGCAAAAUGACUGUGCUAAUAAGGAGAACAUUGUCACCUAUUUUACUGAUAAACAAACCCCAGAAGAAUUACAUAUACCAAUGAUAGCAAAAAACCUAAUGUCUGAAUUAGAUGAAGAUUGUGAGAUGACUAGUAAAAAAGACUGCCUAAAUUCUAAUUUCCUAUAUUCUGAUGAGGAUAGAGCUCCUCAAACUGUCUGUGUGGAUUCAGAUUCAUCUUUUCCUGGAAUUUCUAUGAUGGAAAGUUCACUAGAAAUUCAGUCCUCAGAACCAGAUAAAAGCAACAAAGAAUGCUCUUUUGAAGAAUCAAAGAUUGAAGAUGUAUUAUCAAAGUACCAAGAAAACUCCUUGCCAAAAGAUGAUUGGCAUACUUCUAUCCAAGAUAAUAGCCAAAUGUUAGCUCCUUCUUCAAGGGUGUUGAAACCAUUAACCUCUAAAACAAAUGUCGUAGCUUUUCGAAGCUUUAACAGUCAUAUUAAUGCAUCCAAUAAUUCAGAACCAUCCAAGAUGAGCGUAAGUUCUUUAGAAGCUAUGGACAUUUCCUAUGAUUUCCAUGGCUCAUAUCCCAUGGCUGUGACCCCUACUAAAAAAGGAAGAUCCUGUAUGUCACAUCAGACUCCAAAUCAGCUCAAAUUGGGAACAUCAUACAGAACUCCAAAGAGUGUGAGAAGAGGGGCAGCCCCAGUGGAUGACAGACGAAUUCUAGGAACUCCAGAUUACCUGGCACCUGAGCUCUUACUGGGUACAGCCCACGGUCCUGCAGUAGACUGGUGGGCACUUGGAGUCUGCUUAUUUGAAUUUCUAACUGGAAUUCCCCCUUUUAAUGAUGAAACUCCACAACAAGUAUUCCAGAAUAUUUUAAAGAGAGAUAUUCCCUGGCCAGAAGGUGAAGAAAAGUUAUCUGAUCAUGCUCAAAGUGCAAUAGAAAUACUUUUAACCAUUGAUGAUACAAAGAGAGCUGGAAUGAAAGAGCUGAAACGUCAUCCUCUCUUCAGUGAAGUGGACUGGGAAAAUCUGCAACAUCAAACGAUGCCUUUCGUACCCCAACCAGAUGACGAAACAGAUACAUCCUAUUUUGAAGCCAGGAAUAAUGCUCAGCAUCUGACCAUAUCUGGGUUUAGUCUGUAGAACAUACAUGCCAUUUUUAUCUAACCUUGUGACAUAGAAUUAAGUUUUGCAAUAAUAUGUUCCUUAAUACUAAAUUAUCUAACAUGAUAUGUCA
Phodopus roborovskii (desert hamster) is the source of this 2800-nucleotide messenger RNA. It is a transcript of the gene Mastl, whose product is annotated as microtubule associated serine/threonine kinase like. Gene Ontology annotation, biological process: intracellular signal transduction; peptidyl-serine phosphorylation. The record is from RefSeq and is a predicted model, not a curated record. Gene Ontology annotation, cellular component: nucleus. Lineage: Eukaryota; Metazoa; Chordata; Mammalia; Rodentia; Cricetidae. The coding region runs from base 106 to 2706 and encodes 866 amino acids. The transcript is spliced from 12 exons. Gene Ontology annotation, molecular function: ATP binding; protein serine/threonine kinase activity.